This is a messenger RNA of Cladophialophora yegresii CBS 114405, 1227 nucleotides long. RefSeq lists its product as uncharacterized. Gene Ontology annotation, cellular component: membrane; intracellular membrane-bounded organelle; cytosol. NCBI's taxonomy places the organism in Eukaryota, Fungi, Ascomycota, Eurotiomycetes, Chaetothyriales, Herpotrichiellaceae. The record is from RefSeq and is a predicted model, not a curated record. The transcript has 2 exons. Gene Ontology annotation, biological process: piecemeal microautophagy of the nucleus; exocytosis; maintenance of cell polarity. The coding region runs from base 1 to 1227 and encodes 408 amino acids. Gene Ontology annotation, molecular function: oxysterol binding.
AUGGUGGUUAGACUAGGAAACCUCAGCGCCUUGAAGGAUUUCAUUGCCUUCCUUGCUACCGUCAGUGGUGACAUAUCGCACAUCACAGCUCCACCUUUCAUCUUAGCCCCAUCGUCCCUUACAGAAUUUCCGGCAUAUUGGGCAGAGCGACCAUCGCUGUUCACAGCCCCAAGUCGGGAGUCAUCGGCAGAAAGGCGCAUGCUCCUAGUCCUCAAGUUGUACCUCGCGUCGCUGCAACGACAGUAUUAUGUCGGACGAACCGUCAAAGAAGGAUUGAAGAAGCCUAUGAAUUCUUUCCUCGGCGAAUUGUUCUUCUGUGAAUUCAGCGACCAUGACCUGACAGCAGAGAAAGCCUCGACAUCCACAGUCAGAGUCAUCAGCGAGCAGGUAUCGCAUCAUCCACCCACAACAGCAGCAUACAUUUCGGAGGAUGAGCAUGGCGUCCACGCCCAGGCAUAUUCUACCCAAUAUACCACAUUAUCGGGGACGUCGGUAAUGAUCCGCCAGUCCGGUCACGCCGUCUUGAAAGUUGACAAGUACAAUGAGACGUACCUCCUGCCACUGCCGGAUGUACAGGCUCGGAGUGUCCUGACCGGGGCGCCGUGGCCCGAACUCAAUGACACAUAUAAGAUCGUGAGCUCCAGCGGUUUCACCGCCGAGAUGACAUUUACCGGCAAGAGAAUGUGGGGCGGUUCCCGAAAUUGCUUUCAUGCUUCGAUAUAUCGCACGGCGGACUCGCAGAAGAAUGCCAUCUUCACGGCCUCUGGCAGCUGGAGCUCCAAAUUCUCGAUCUCCAACGCGUCAGGCGAGGAGAUCGAGCUCUUCGACUUGGCAGAUGCCCAAAACCAACCGGCGCCAAUGACCGUCAAGCCGCUGGAAGAACAGUCUCCUUGGGAGGCAAGGCGUGCGUGGGGUGCCACCUUCGACGCCAUAAGAAGAGGUGAUCACGCCAAAAUUAACGGGGAGAAAUCGAAGCUCGAGAAUGCUCAGCGUCAGCUAAGAAAGCAGGAGCAGAUGGAGGGCCGGCGAUGGGAGACGAUGUUCUUUACCCGAUGCGACGCCGACGUCGACGAGGACGAUGCAGUUAAAAGACUCUUUGAUCAGCUCGACGACCAUGACGCCGAACGGAUGCGCGGAACGAAUGGGUGCUGGAGAUUCGACAAGGACAAAGAGCAAAGGUGGAGAAAUGGCCAAGGCUCCUCGAGACCAGAGACACCAUUUGGGUGA